AUGGCUGAAAUCAUGGAGGGUUCCACGGACAUAGCUAGAAAUCAGCAGGACGGACGACCCGAAGCCGCCACUCCUGCUCCUACUCUGCGCUUUGCUCCCAACACCAAUGAGCCAGCGGAAGAUGACCUCCUCGCCGAGGAGGCACCUUCUAGCCGCGACGUCAAGGCGCCGUCUCCGGAUUACGCAUCCAGCAGACUCAGCCCGCAAGUGUCCAAGUCGUCGAAAUCCAUCCGCCUGGAGCCGCCACCGGUGGUGAUGCGGCCGCCCAAGGUCAAGUUCGACGGGUUCGGCUCCGCCGCUCUGUCGUGGUUCGCGUGGACGCGGAACGAGGAGAAGGAUCUCCCGGACUGUGCAAGGUCCAUGCGGCGGUCCUACACGUAUCGGUCCACGUUCCGGCUCUUCGGGUUCAGUCUGUCCAAGGAUAUCAGCUACAAAACGUCCGAGAGCGGGCUCGAUGUCGCAAUGCAGAAUGUUCGCCUGGGCUGGGGGAAGUCGGAAACGAAUUGGAUGCGUGACAAACUACCAAAGGCACGGCAAAGAUUUGGCCUCUCCAAAAGCGGGCAGACAGAGACCCCGGACGAAGAGGCGCAGGACGCUGCUAGCCAAGAUGCCAGUAGUACCACGGCAGCGGUGGAAGGCCAGAAGGCCCCGAAAGAACCCAAACACACGAUCCCUCGCAUCGCACACCCGUGGCACGUGGAUUACUAUUACGUGGUCGUCGGCAUCAUGGGCGACGAGAUCGCGCCCAAGGAGACUUUGCGACGUGUCAUGCAGAUCGACGGCCUGUUCCAGCAGAUACGCAAGGCUCACAGAUACCUGCGAAACCCCAUCCGGCGGGCAUUGUCGCUGAAGGAAGUCUCGGGCUUCAGCAUCUACCAGUGCGAUCCCAGCAAGGGCUACCACCGCGAGGUGGAACUGGACGGCGAGACCGAGAGCGCACUCGCAGAACUCUGGCGGAGCUACAACACCCACAAGCUCGACUACGAGGGUCGCUGGAUGCUCUGGAUCCACCAGCAUUUCAACAACAGCUCCAAGAACCCCGAGGCGGGGACGCUGGCUCUGGAGCUGCGGCUGCGGUGGUCCGUCUUCAAAGUCGUCUUCUGGGGCGUGGUGCCCAUCCUGCUGAGCUUGGCUGUGGGAUUUUCGUACAUGUAUACGGACCACGGAGACGUGGACGACGUCGCAGUCGCGGAGGCCGCGUGGGUUAUUGCCACUUAUAUCAUCACAACGUCGGCACUGAUCUUUGCACUUUUGGCCGUUAUCACACAGCUUGGGGAUAUUUGA
Messenger RNA from Fonsecaea multimorphosa CBS 102226, 1284 nucleotides. RefSeq lists its product as uncharacterized. The record is from RefSeq and is a predicted model, not a curated record. The transcript is spliced from 3 exons. Lineage: Eukaryota; Fungi; Ascomycota; Eurotiomycetes; Chaetothyriales; Herpotrichiellaceae. The coding region runs from base 1 to 1284 and encodes 427 amino acids.